Messenger RNA from Protopterus annectens (West African lungfish), 2204 nucleotides. RefSeq names its product extracellular calcium-sensing receptor-like. The record is from RefSeq and is a predicted model, not a curated record. Gene Ontology annotation, cellular component: membrane. Gene Ontology annotation, biological process: G protein-coupled receptor signaling pathway. The transcript is spliced from 4 exons. Lineage: Eukaryota; Metazoa; Chordata; Ceratodontiformes; Protopteridae. The coding region runs from base 1 to 2172 and encodes 723 amino acids. Gene Ontology annotation, molecular function: G protein-coupled receptor activity.
AUGUUUUUCAUCUCAUUGAUGAAGUUCUCUGGAAUUACAUGCUGUGGAUAUCACUUACAGAUAAGCUAUGCUUCAUCUAUUGUCACUCUUAAUGAUAAACAACAGUUCCCCUCCUUUCUGCGAACAAUUCCCAAUGACAAGUUUCAGGCUCGAGGGAUGGCACGACUUAUGAUACACUUUGGCUGGAGCUGGGUUGGCAUCCUCUAUGAGAAUGAAGACUAUGGGCAGAUGUCUGGCCAAAUGCUGAGGGAGGAACUUACUAAAAGUGACAUCUGUACAGAGUUCUUCGAGACCAUUCCCGUUGUUACUUCAGAGCACAGGAACCAAGAAAUAAGCGAGAUGAUUGCAGCAGCUUCAGCAAAUGUGAUAGCAAUUUUCUCAUCCUACAACAGUCUGUACCCAGUAUUGAAAGAAGUAUCAAACAGAAAUGUCACAGGAAAAGUCUGGAUUGGUGAUGACGGAUGGCCUGACUCGCCACUGUUUUCUGACACUGAAUUGCUGUGGAUGAUGCAUGGUACACUAUGGAUUGCAAGCAGGAAAGGUGAGAUGCCUGGUUUUAAACAGUUUUUAUAUGAUAUUCAUCCACAAAGAAGGCCAGAGGAUGGAUUUGCAGUGCACUUUUGGGAACAAGUAUUUAACUGUAAAUGGUUUGACCAUAAUAUAUCCAAGAAUGGCAUACUAAGAAAUGAAAGUGAAGUGAUCAGAUUAUGCUCAGGUCAAGAAAAUCUAGAAGAACAGAACAUUCAUUUCUUUGAUAUGGACAACCUAAGAAUUCCUUAUAAUGUACACAGUGCAGUGUAUGCCAUUACACAUGCCUUACACACUUUGUUAAACUGCAGUUCAAUAAAAAGUCCUUCAAAAGGAACAUGCAAAAAAUCACAUGAUAUUAAACCUUGGCAGCUGUUGCACAGCUUGAAGACUGUCCAUUUCCAGAACAAUAUGGGAGAAGAGUUUUUCUUUGACAAUGACGGAAAUCCUCCUGCCAUUUAUGACGUUUUAAACUGGCAGAGAACAGCUGAUGAUAUGUUUGCAAAUUUCAUUGUGGGUCGUUUUGAUGCAAGAUAUUCUGAGGGCCAGGAUCUGAAACUAAAUGAGAAUAUGAUUAUGUGGAAUGGAAGGCAAACAAAGGUGCCACACUCUGUCUGCACAGAAAGUUGUUUCCAGGGUUACAGACGAGCUGUCAGGCCAAGUCAGCCAAUAUGUUGUUUUGACUGUAUCCCAUGUUCAGAAGGUGAAAUUGCUAAUCAAACAGAUUCUACAGAAUGUAUGAAGUGUGCAGAGGAACACUGGCCAAAUGAGAAACGAGAUCAGUGUAUUAAGAAGACUGUGGAAUUCCUUUCCUAUGAAGAGCCGCUAGGUUCUCUGUUGGCAAUCAUAUCCAUUAUUGGAGCUCUCAUUCCUGUUGCCAUUUUGAUUAUCUUUUUUGCACAUCGCCAUACUCCUGUUGUUAAAGCCAACAACCGAGAAGUCAGCUAUCUUCUCUUGGGUUCCUUGGUGCUGUGUUUUUCUUGCUCUCUUAUCUUUAUUGGACGUCCUGUUAGAACAACUUGCAUUCUCCGUCAGACAGCCUUUGGCAUAGUUUUUGUACUGUCUGUUUCUUGUGUCUUGGCAAAGACAAUUAUGGUAGUGAUUGCUUUUAAUGCAACUAAGCCAAACAGUGACCUCAAAAAGUGGGUGGGGCCCAAGCUUCCAAACUGCAUUAUUACUGGAUGCACCAUUGUUCAAUGCGUAGUAUGCACUGCUUGGUUGGUUAUUGCCCCACCAUUUCCUCAGAACAACAUGGCUUCACAGCAGGGCAUCAUCAUCAUUGAAUGCAAUGAAGGUUCCACAGCUGCCUUUUGGGGCAUGCUAGGUUACAUAGGAUGUUUAGGAGGUUUGAGCUUGCUAGUAGCCUUUUUAUCAAGGAAUCUACCUGAUAGUUUUAAUGAAGCCAAAUACAUUACUUUUAGCAUGCUUGUCUUUGCUGCAGUCUGGCUCUCAUUUGUUCCAGCCUAUCUUAGCACACGUGGGAAGUACAUGGUUGCAGUGGAAAUAUUUGCCAUUUUCUCUUCCAGUGCAGGUUUAAUGAGCUGCAUAUUUGUUCCCAAAUGCUAUGUUAUUCUUCUCAGGCCUGAGGAGAACACUAGAGAAUUUCUGAUGGGAAAGACUACCUCUGGCAAUAGAAACAAAUAACGUUUAUAGCGAUGCAUUCAUGUGUAUUUAGA